Fusarium verticillioides 7600 is the source of this 1831-nucleotide messenger RNA. RefSeq names its product hexokinase. The transcript has 5 exons. Lineage: Eukaryota; Fungi; Ascomycota; Sordariomycetes; Hypocreales; Nectriaceae. The coding region runs from base 163 to 1533 and encodes 456 amino acids. Gene Ontology annotation, molecular function: ATP binding; glucokinase activity; fructokinase activity. The record is from RefSeq and is a predicted model, not a curated record. Gene Ontology annotation, biological process: intracellular glucose homeostasis; glucose 6-phosphate metabolic process; glycolytic process. Gene Ontology annotation, cellular component: cytosol; mitochondrion.
GGAUGUGAAUUGACAGCUGUAGUUGCUCCGGCCCGACAACAGCGUUUCGAUCAAUUGAUGGAUUAGCGGGCGUAGAUAUUUAUAUAUAAGCUAAUGGAGGACCUUGUGCUGGUGUUUGGUCUUCCCGAUGGUGUUUCUAUCUAGAUUCUCAGUGACGUAAUAAUGGCGAACCUUCAGACAUAUCUACAGGAGCUUGAGAGGGACUUUACGGUUGAUACCGCUAAGCUCAAGCAUAUCACUAACCACUUUAUCGAUGAGUUGGAUAAAGGAUUGAGUGUCAAGGGCGGCAGCAUCCCUAUGAACCCAACAUGGGUAAUGCAACAACCAACCGGUAACGAAACAGGAAAAUAUCUCGUCCUAGAUCUAGGCGGCACAAACCUCAGAGUAUUCUCCGUCGAACUGACGGAAGAAAAGUCUGGCUUCAAAGUCAACCAGGUCACGCACAGACUCCCCAAAGAACUGAGGACAGGACCUGCUGAAAGGCUUUGGGAUUUUGUCGCUGGACAUCUCGAGGAAUUCCUCAAAACAGCUGAUUUUGAAUCUGGAACAAACACCGACUUGAGCUUUAUUUUCUCUUUCCCUACAACGCAGCGAACUAUUGACGAGGGUAUUCUUCAGAGGUGGACAAAGGGCUUUGAUGUUGCUGACUGUGAAGGUCGCGAUGUGGCGGCGUCCUUGAGACAUGCUAUCGCGAAAAGGAAACUCCCUCUCAAGGUCCGAGUCGUAACGAACGACACAACCGCCACGAUGAUAGCCUCAGCAUACAUCAACCCCGAGACCGCAAUUGGCUGCGUUUUCGGCACGGGCUGCAACGGCGCCUACUUCGAACGAUGCCAAUCCAUUCCCAAGCUCGACAUGGAAGGACUUCCCGCUGAAGCUCUCAUGGCGAUUAAUUGCGAAUGGGGCGCUUUUGACAACGAGCAUGUUGUCUUGCCUCUGACGUCAUUUGAUAUCGCUAUUGAUGAUGCAUCGCCGAGGAAGGGGCAGCAGGCGUUUGAGAAGAUGGUGGCGGGGUUGUAUCUUGGGGAGUUGUUUCGGUUGAUUAUGCUUGAUGUUAAGAAGAGGGAUGAUACGUUUUGGGAGGGACAGAGUCUGGAGAAGAUGCAGGAGCCUUAUUUUAUGGAUUCAUCGUUUUUGUCGACGAUUGAAGAGGAUGCGUCGGAGGAUUUCAAGGUAUCACAUGACCUCUCUGUAUCGAAGCUCGGAGUAUCUCCAAAUCUUCAAGAGCUCGAGUUCAUGAGGAGCGUCGCGACGCUGAUAACAACCCGCGCGGCGCGUCUUUCAUCAACAGGCGUAGCAGCGAUAUGCUUGAAGAGGAACCUAAAGACAUGUCAUGUUGGCGUUGAGGGAUCCUUGUUUGAGAAACAUCCUCAUUUCAAACGGGAGCUAUCCAAAGCGUUAGGUGAGAUUCUCGGCUGGGAGAACUCGUCGCCCAGUGGCAAGGAUGAUGUGGAGUUUUUGCUUUCGCCUGGAAGUGGUGUUGGUGCAGCUGUCAUUGCGUCAACCCUUACUAGAAGCAAGCAUGAAAUUUAAAAUGCAUUGCAAGCUGGAGAUUAAUGUAGGAAUGAGUCUAUAAUCUGCAUUGAUAGAGAUGAGAGAAAUUGCAAAGAUGCACAGGUUGAGCUCUUGUCUAGGGUACUAAUAGUGUGAAUGGCAGUAAAGAAAACCACUCGCCUACUGGAAGGACAGAUACAGCUAGCUGGUGGCAAUAAUUGAGCUAGCUUGGGUGUGGGGCAAGGGCGAGGGUAUGUUGAUGCGCUCCAACAGUCCCUAUCAUACUGAGCUUUACUCCCUGCACCAACACUACCUUGCAUUCACUGCAUUUCCAACC